AAGUUAGUCUGAGCAAGAUGGCCGGCCGGUGGAGUUCGGCCGUCUACUACAUCGCGCUGAUCCUCAAUCUGAUCCUGCUGACCGAGUGCAAUUACGGCGUGCGAUACGGUGACAAGGCGAGGCAGCUGCAUCUCGCGGAGGACAUUGAUUCGCCGUACAGGAAGCCGCUCAUCAUCGAGAGGCGGGCGGCAGACUCGUACGAUCACGAUGACGGGGAAACGUACGGGCGUACGCGCAGGGACGUGCCGACGGAUCAUCCAAACAAUAACCCAAACAUUACGACGAAGGUCAACGCUUUAAAUGAUUCACAUCAGCAAUUGAUGGUGCAUUGGGUCGGGGAAGGCUCCAACGUAAUAAUAUGUCUGGCAAGGGAUAGUACACCCGUGGUGCGCUUUCAAGCAGGAAGAUUCUCUUCCCCGACCCACCCCAGCGCUGUAUAUAUAAGCUACGACUAUGGUGAUACGUUUGUGAAUAAGACUGAGGAGUUCAGGAUUUCAUCCGAUCCCAAUUCUCCGUAUGCGGUUGUGGAUAAGUUCACCAAUCACCCUAAAUUUUUUCAACACUGUGUUUUCGUGGACAGCUUGAAUAGCCUGAUAUUUAUUACGAUGAAUAACGGGAUGACGAUCAUGAGAUCUCCGGUACCGUUCCACCCAAGUGAAAUUUCAUAUUUUGACUCAGAUCCACGUGUGCUCGUCGCAUUGGACAAAAUUGACACAACACGAAAGUUAUGGUUGUCGGUGGAUCGUGGAAUAAUUUGGACGCAGAUCCAUCAAUUCGUGAAGGCUUUCUUCUGGUCGCCCUAUCAAGUUUUAUAUGUGGAGCGUACAGAACCUAGCAGGUCGAACACCGUCUUGAAGUUGGAUAUGAAGAGUUUCCUUGCAUCUCUGCGAAAUGCUAAUGUACAGCGAAUGAGGAUAGCGGUACGGAAAGAAUUUGUUCCGGUUAUCCAGAAUGUCGAGGACUUCCAGAUAAGAGGCGAUUAUAUGUUUGCCACCAUGAAAAAUUCGAAGAACGGAACGUCGGAACAUCUGGAUCUUUAUAUCUCCUACAAAAAUCAGUCGUUUGUUAUGGCACAUUUCAACACGGAAUUAGACUGCAAAGAUUAUCAUAUUGUCGACGUGUCUUCAAAUCGAGUCUUUAUCGCGGUAUCGCACAGUGAAACCAUGGUAAAUCUUUACGUGUCGGAAGUUAUAGAUCACGAGAAAGCCAUAUUUACAUUGUCUUUGGACGGCAUUCUCACAUUUUUCCCCAACAGUACUUGGAAGGACAGCUGGCUAAAUGAUGUAGCUGAUGAAGCAUUCACGGAUCUAUACAAAGUCGAGGGCCUUCGCGGUAUAUACAUAGCGUCGCAAGUUACAGGCGCCCCCAAAUCAGGCUCGAUUGGACCGGAGCACUUGGCGUCGUUGAUCACCUUUGACCAUGGCGCGACUUGGAAUGAUAUUAAGGCUCCAAGGGCGAAUCACGAAGGCUUCUACAUUAACCGGCAUUGCCCCAAAAAUUGCUCGUUACACCUGAGCCAAAGAUUUAGUCAGCUCUAUCCGGUAACGAGAUCCGUUACGAUCAUGAGUUCGAAGUCGGCGCCCGGAAUAAUAAUGGCUACCGGCGUGAUUGGACCCAACUUAAAGGGACACCCUGCGCUCUAUGUGUCGCGAGACGCGGGUCUCACGUGGAAACAGGUGCUAAAGGAUUAUUAUUUCUUCAAUAUGGGCGACCAUGGUGGUCUGUUAGUAGCAGUCAAAUAUUUCAAAUCGCGCGGCGAGACUAGAGAUAUCUCGUACUCGAUCGAUGAGGGCGAGAACUGGCAAACAUACGAGUUCAAUGAGAAGAUGUUACGCGUUUACGGUCUCAUGACGGAGCCUGGCGAGAACACUACAGUAUUUACUAUGUUCGGCUCGGACAGCGGACAACAUCAAUGGCUGAUAAUCAAGGUCGAUCUACGAAAUGUGUUCGAGAGAGACUGCACAGAGGACGAUUACAAGUUUUGGUCGCCGUCGAGUGAGGAUCAUCCGGUAAUGUCGUGCGUGUUAGGACUCAAAGAGACGUAUCAAAGACGUGCACUGCGCGCAAACUGCUACACAGGCGUGAAUUACACUCGGCCAAUGAGACCGGAGGUGUGUCUGUGCGAUGCGAAAGACUAUCAGUGCGAUUAUGGCUUCAUGCGCGAUGGCAACAAUAAUACUCAAUGCAUCCGCAACAAAUCGAUCCCUAAUUACGAUCCCUAUGCCGUGCCGAGCACAUGCAAAUCUGGUGAGUUCUACAAUCGCACAAAAGGCUACGUGAAGAUAUCCGACGACGAUUGCAAGGGCGGUCUCGCGAGGAACUUUGAGCCCGACGAAAUACCUUGCCCGAUGAACGAGCAACGCGAGUUCCUGUUAGUCGCUCAACGAGAGCACAUAUCGCGCAUCAACUUGAUAGAUGAGAAACUGGAGACGCUGCCUGUGCACGGUCUGAAGAACGUGAUUGCCAUAGAAUUUGACUUGAAGAACAAUUGUCUGUAUUGGGCGGAUAUCGUAAACGAUACUAUUGGCAGGCAAUGCCUAAGAAAUGGCACCAGUUAUCCCGAGAUACUCGUCGAGACCGAUUUGAGUUCCAUCGAGGGAAUGGCCUUCGACUGGGUAUCCAACGUGCUCUAUUUCGUGGACGGUGUCAAGAUGAGAAUACAAAUCAUCCGAACGGACGUCUCUACCAUGGGCAGAAUGCGCAGAACGAUAUUGGGUCCGAACAAUUUGCAGAAACCUAGAGGCAUAGCGGUGCAUCCCAUGAAUGGUUACAUGUUUUGGACAGAUUGGGCACCCGGUAAUGCUUCAGUGUCACGCGCCAAUCUCGACGGCACGGAUGUGAAGCGACUGUUCGUCAAACCCACCGUUGAGUGGCCGAACGGAAUAACAAUUGAUCAUAUCGCCGAGCGUAUUUACUGGGUGGACGCGCGCACAGAUUAUAUCGGUUCGUCGGACUUCGAUGGCAAACGAUUCAAGAAGAUCAUCGCCAACGACGAGCGCGUAUCACAUCCGUUCGCGGUCGCCGUCUUCAAGGACAACAUGUACUGGGACGACUGGAAGCAGUCGAUGAUAUUCGUUGCCAACAAGGAUCAUGGUGUGGGAAUAACGACAAUAAUUGGUCAGCUGGCGGGCUUGAUGGAUCUGAAGAUCUUUGCACACAGCGUCCAGGUUGGCACGAAUGCGUGCGCGAACAAUACUUGCUCGCACAUCUGUCUGGGUGCACCGCAUAGCGGCCACGUGUGCCUCUGCCCGGACGGCAUGGUGAUGCAAGAGAGUAAGUGCAUGUGCCCAGGUGGCAACAAGCCGUAUGCCAACUCCACGUGUCCACGAAUCGCCAGCACUUGCUCGUCCAACCAGUUUGCGUGCAACAAUGACGUCUGCAUACCUGAAUUCUGGAAGUGCGACGGCGACAACGAUUGCGGCGACAAUUCCGACGAGUUGCAAUGUAACAAGGCCACAUGCAGCCCUAAUAACUUCGAAUGCGACGGCAAAUGCAUACCUAGGUACUGGGUGUGCGAUCUCGAUAGCGAUUGCAAAGACGGCGCGGACGAGAAGAAUUGCACGUACUCCAACUGCACGGACACACAGUUCAAGUGUGACAACGGCCGAUGUAUCUCACACCGUUGGCGUUGCGACGGCGAGAACGACUGUAAGGACGGCUCGGACGAGAGUAAUUGUACGAGGAAUGUAUUGCCGAGUACAUGUAGAUCAGAUGAGAUCGUCUGCAAGAAGGACCAUUCGUGCAUACCCACCGCUUGGAAAUGUGACGGCGAACCAGAUUGCGAGGAUGGCUUCGACGAGUCUGAGUGCAAUAACAUGGUGUGCGAGCCGUGGCAGUUCACAUGCAACUCGAGCAAGGAGACGCAUCGGUGCAUCUACAAGUCGUGGGCAUGCGACGGCGACAAGGAUUGUUUUGACGGUUCUGACGAGCUCAACUGCACUAUCACUAGUACCGUACCGACGCCAUUCGUGCCGAUAAUGCCCACUAACUCUUGCAACGACUGGAUGUUCAUGUGCAACAACAAAAAGUGCGUCCCUUAUUGGUGGAAAUGUGACAGCGUGGACGACUGCGGGGACGAUUCCGACGAGAUAGGUUGCAGCAAUGUGGACAUGUCACUGGAUCCCAUGCCGCCGCUUUCCACGGAGCUACCAAGAAGUUGUCGCGAACACCAGUUCCAGUGCUACAACGGUGAGUGCAUCGAGAAUUCGUGGGUGUGCGACGGCUCCAACGAUUGCCCUUCCGGCGAAGACGAAAUGCGUUGCGACCAGCUGCACAUGUCGUGCCAGAAUGAUCAGUUCAUGUGCCGGCGGGACGGCUCGUGCGUGCCGCUAACGAAUAUUUGCAACGGCAUCGAGGAGUGUCCAGACGGCAGCGAUGAACUCGGCUGCCUUACAGAUCACGACUCCAGUCCUGCCGCCGGGCCUUCUUGCUUGGUCGGUCUGUUCCCGUGCGACGAGACACGUUGCUUCCCAUUAGCGGCCUACUGCGACGGCAAUCAGGACUGCUUCGAUGGAUUCGAUGAGAGCAACUGCGAGAAGAACAACUCGCGCAUCUAUCAAGUAUUAGUAAUGGGUGUGGACGAGCGUUCCAUCAACGACACCAGCUUCUUCCUCUUCUGGUGGAUGCCAAUACCAUCCAACGUUACUUUCGAGUUCCUGCCAUCCAUCGCGAAGGCGGUACCCGGUGCUAAUUGGACCAACGCCACUUCGUGGAUUGAGGACACCGACUAUCAAUUCAACUAUCUCGACCCAUUCACACGGUAUAAUCUGACGGUGUAUGUGAAACUGAAGGGCCAUAACACCGUGUUCCCACCAGCCAAGUAUCUGACGGUGAUGACCGGCGAGGGUACGCCCUCCGAGCCGGAAAACGUGAUUGUCACCCAGAAGAAUGGUACUCGGGUGGAAGUCUCUUGGCGAUCGCCUUCGCAUCCAAAUGGUAUCAUCAUCGGUUACGACGGCUACAUUACACCGCCUAUACCGCCGAUGGAAUUUACCCGGCAGAAGACCUCGGCGAUCAUUGACAUGGCGUUCGAAGCGGACAAGAAUUACUCCUUCUGGAUCGUGGCGAGAAACCGACAGUACCAGUCGCCUUCGUCGCAGGUUGUCACGUUUACAUUCGACGGUUCGGCAAAUAUCGACGAUAUCAAGGAUUUGGUAGUGUACAAGACGACUAAUCAUUCGGUCAGCCUGAGGUGGAAGAAGAUGAAGGACGUGGAUAGCUAUCACAUCACACCCCGAGGGCCUGCGUCGUUUCCGAUCUUGCAGACUACCUCAGUUACAAGCAACGAAGCAGAAAUUCAGAAUUUGGCACCGGGCACGAACUACACUUUCGAAGUCGGUGCGAUGAAAAAACAAUAUAUGGGGAAGGUCGCCAUGGUGACAGCCACAACGAACGACACCGCACUGCCGACGAUAACGAGGCUCGAGGCACAAUUAGUCAAGUCCCAGAGAACGACUGUGAAACUUACUUGGGAUCCUCCGAAAAGCACCAGGAAGAUCAAGUGGCGAUACGCUAUUCAUUAUGCCAUCAACAUGAUAGACUUCUUUAAAGCUCCUAAGUUGUUCACGACUAAUCUCACGGCUACGGUCAAGGACUUGGAAGCAUGUGAGUCAUAUUUCUUCGCCGUUGGUGUGAAUGGAGCGGAGUAUGGGGCAGGACCGUUGAGUCAACCAGUGUCAGUUGCGACGUAUUUCAAUAAGCGCGCGCCUCCAAAGAGAUUGCGCGUAACGGCGUCACCGGAUAAAAACGAUAGCUUUAUCAUUUCGUGGUAUGCGAGUUGCCCAACGAUCGACGAUACGAUCAGUUAUACGAUCUAUGUUACGGAACUGAUCAGCAACAAUCAGACGGUCGUGACGUUGCCGCCGACUAACGAGACCGUUAUGAAGCAUACGUUCAACUCACUCAAAUAUGGUGGAAAGUACAAUAUUACGAUAGCAACCGACGUAGCGAACGCCAUAUAUACCCAACCGUUCAUCUACACAGCGCCGCCGAUCAAGCCACCUCAUCAGCUAAGUGUUUUGCGUAAUAAUCGAGACUAUUAUAUUUACUGGCAAGAACCAGACCUGCCGGAAAACAUCAAGAAGAGUGCCAAUUGGCACUACGAAGUCCUGAUAGCUGAAGGCUCAAAAAUGAUAAACAAGUCGAACGUACAAUUCAAGCCGGCCGACCAAAAGCCACCUUACAUUUUCAAGGAUGCCAAAACGGACACGAUUUACUCGUUCGCCGUGCGAGUUGUCACCGACGAAGGCUACAACAGUUCAUUGAGUGAAACGUGGAGCACGCAGAUAUCCGGAGCAGAAUACCCGGUAAUAAUGACCACAUCGAACAUAUUGUCUCUUACUAUACCAAUCUGUUUACUUGUCGUCGCCCUUGGGUCGGCGCUGGCGUAUUUCGUUAUACGACACAGAAGGCUCUCCAAUAGCUUUACGCAAUUCGCUAACAGUCAUUACGACACGAGACGAGGUCAAGCUACUUUCCCAGGCACGACGGACGGCUUAGAAGAAGAAGACAGCCCUGUAAUUCGAGGUUUUUCGGACGACGAGCCGCUGGUAAUCGCAUGAGAAGCAUAUAUAUGUGUCACAGGAUAUUUACAUACUAGAAAGGAUGUGCCAAGCCACUAAUUCAUAUGAUAAUUUCGAAUAUAUUAUAUAUAUAGAUCAAACUUUAUGACCGAAAGGUGGAAAGCUUUUAUGGAAGCGUCUCAAGACUGACUACGUUCCGUUAACUGCAAUUAUGCUAAGUAGCGAUUCGGUAAACGGGCCGUGCAGAGUGCUUACAUGAAAGCUUCUCGUGCAAUUCAUAUGUUGUAGAAAUAUGUGGUAUACGUAUACAGCACGAAUGAACCGGAGACUACCGCUGAUUUUAACAUUGCAAGUCUGAGUGGUUGCAGCUUGAAAUGAUUGUAGCGAUGAGAUAGGACGUCGGGGUUGAACGAAAAGAAAGAAAAAGAUCGAGGAAAAAGGCAGUUUGUACAUAUAGUAAAUAUUUUUUAUGGAUCGAUUGUGAGGUUUUCGAGAUGCUAAACAUAUGUCGAUGCAUUUUUAAUAUUGUAUUUAUAUCACUUGUACACAUGUGUGUGAAGAAACUAUUGAAAUCGAUAUUCAGAUCUAUCGAGUUUCCAUACACUAGGCGGAUUUUUUUUUUAUUAAAAAGUUUUUUUUUUUAGCAAUAUUCACAGCAGAUGCCAUAAGUUUUUUCGUACAGCGAGUGCACGACCAAAGUAAUGCUUUCUUCUAAUGCCGCACUCAACGAACGUGUUGUUAAACAACGGAGAAAAGAUAACAAAUUUAUAAAGACAAAUGUAAACUUCGAGGAUUUCACUUCACUCGCAAUUGUAAUAUAUCUGUGUGAUAUCUCGGCUGUUCAGCGAGAGACCUAACGAGAUUACGUGUAAAUUUUUAUUCCCGCAAUGUGCAAUUGGUUCUAUCGGAUUUGAUGCGGCAUUGAAAGAAAUUUUCGUAGGCGAAUUCCACUCUCACGAAGGGGUUACACGACCCUUGAGUAGCAAGUGCUAUAGUCACUGCAAGGAACGCCGAAUAUUCCGAUAAGUGCGCAUAGAGUUAAAUGUAAUAAGAACGAACUGAGCGCGAUAAGUUCGGAGUGCGGUUUGAACGCUAGUGUUAAGUACCGAUAAUUUUUUUUAAGUGCAAAAAAAUUCAGAUAAUGAUUAUGUGUUUCGUGCGUAUAAAUUACAUCACACACACUUUACGUCUUACGUUUUCAAAGUGAUACGCUAUUUUAUAGGCGUCGAACAUUACAUUUAUUAAAUUAUCUGUAGUCGGAGGGCAGUUUCGGUCUGAAGAUUUUAGCGAGAAAGUAAUAUGCUCGGAGACGCUUUCGUCGCCGACGAGGUUGCAGCGCGUAUCGACACCGUCGUGGGGGAGGGGUUAGAUUAUUGUAAAUAAUGUUCAAAUGUUUUCUCAAGUGUGCGUGUAAUAUAAAG
Odontomachus brunneus is the source of this 7942-nucleotide messenger RNA. Its product is annotated as sortilin-related receptor-like. The record is from RefSeq and is a predicted model, not a curated record. Gene Ontology annotation, cellular component: membrane; Golgi apparatus. Gene Ontology annotation, molecular function: protein binding. Lineage: Eukaryota; Metazoa; Arthropoda; Insecta; Hymenoptera; Formicidae. Bases 18 to 6560 code for a protein of 2180 amino acids. Gene Ontology annotation, biological process: post-Golgi vesicle-mediated transport. The transcript is spliced from 10 exons.